GGGAUGAUUAUUUGAAAAAAAUAAUCAGAUCAAAAUUAGUAAAAACAUGGUCAAACUCAUCUGAGAGCUGUGACUUUCAAUUUCUUUCCACUUUCUCUCUUCUUCGCAACACCCACCGCCGUCAUGCGGUGGUCGCCGCCGAUCAGGCUCAGUGGCGGCGGCCUCGGAGUAGCAGCAAUGGCGUAUAUCACCAUUGAUUAUCUUCGAGAAAUCUCCCCUUUAUGGCAUUCUCGUCUUCAACCAGCUCUUUGGUCUAUUCUCUCUCUCAUCGCUCUUUCUCGAAUCUUCUCUUACAAGCAUUGGUCCGCCGAGUUUCGCGCUGUUCUUCCGUUUGUUGGGUCCGCCAUUUUUCUUCUCUGUGCUCUUCUUUAUGAAGCUAUCUCUGUUCGUUCUGUCACGGCCGUGCUCGGCCUUGAUUGGCAUCGAAAUACACCUCCUCUUCCAGACACGGGCCAGUGGCUACUCCUGGCUCUGAAUGAAAAGCUCCCCCAGACUGUGGUUGACAUUUUGAGAGCACACAUAGUUGGGUUGCAUCACUUCUUAAUGCUGUUUAUUAUGCUUGCUUUCUCUGUGUUGUUUGACUCUGUAAAAGCCCCUGGCUUUGGGCUUGGAGCAAGGUACGUGUUCACAAUGGCAAUUGGCCGUCUUUUGCGGACCUUAAGUUUUGCAUCAACAAUUCUUCCAUCAGCACGGCCUUGGUGUGCUGCAGCUCGCUUUCAAGUUCCUGGGCAUCCUCAUCGUUGGGCACAAAAAUAUUAUGUCCCUUAUGCUUCUGAUGCAAAUGCUAUACGUCAGUUAUUAAAUAAGGAUUAUGCUUAUGCUGAUCCUGGUAAAUUACUUGGUGACUACCGUCCUGACUGGGGUUCAAUGAGCUUUCUUAUCGAUUUUCUGCGCCCAACUCCUGCUGAGGGCUCUUCAUGGUUUCCUCUGUUGAAGAAGGCUGGAGGCGGUUGCAAUGACCUAGUCUACAGUGGCCACAUGCUAAUUGCUGUACUGACAGCCAUGGCUUGGACGGAAGCUUAUGGAGGUUUUAGUUCAGCCCUCGUGUGGCUUUUAGUCCUGCACAGUGCUCAGAGAGAAGUCAGGGAGCGUCAUCACUACAGUGUUGAUUGUGUUGUAGCUAUCUAUGUUGGUAUCCUCUUGUGGAAAAUGACAGGUUUUAUAUGGUCAUCUCAGAAUGUCUCUAGAAUGAAAAGACUUAGUAAGCUAGAAAAGAUACAAGGUAAGCUAAUCCAGGCUGCUAAAGAUUCCGACAUACAGGAAGUGCAGAAACUUCUGAAUGAAGUUGAGUUAGGAAGUCAGGAAAGACAGGGAGUAAGUAGUAAGAUUAUGUGGUUAUUCCCUUUGGUGACUACUAUCUCCACCUUUGCAAUCAUUAUUUUCACCUUAAUAUGGGCUAGUGAUGGGUGAUCUGUUGCUGCAACCAGCGGCCGUGAUCAACUCUGUAACAUUUUUCGCCACUCUUUUUCUCCUACAUUUGUAGCAAGCUGUUAUGUGUGAGAGUUGAAUGCAAUUUUAGACGUAGUGUAUUCAUAGAGAUCAACUCACAGUCUUGUUUCACAUAUAGGUGCUAUGAUACCCCCUUUCAUCCUUGUGGCUACAUUCAUCAGAUCCAGUUUUAAAAGCUUGUAAUGUUUUGUAUUCCUAUAAGAUGAAACAUUUUCUAAAAUAGUUGAAGCUGAGACAUUUUCUCAGAAUUUGUAACUGAUGAAUGGGGCAAUAGAAGAUAAGGCUUGUACUCCUUACUGUGCUUUUGGCACCUAACUUGUGAUUUAUGAAUUAUGAUGCAUUAUUGCAAGACA
Chenopodium quinoa (quinoa) is the source of this 1802-nucleotide messenger RNA. RefSeq lists its product as uncharacterized. Gene Ontology annotation, biological process: ceramide biosynthetic process. NCBI's taxonomy places the organism in Eukaryota, Viridiplantae, Streptophyta, Magnoliopsida, Caryophyllales, Amaranthaceae. Bases 124 to 1410 code for a protein of 428 amino acids. The transcript is spliced from 4 exons. The record is from RefSeq and is a predicted model, not a curated record. Gene Ontology annotation, cellular component: endoplasmic reticulum membrane; Golgi membrane. Gene Ontology annotation, molecular function: ceramide cholinephosphotransferase activity; sphingomyelin synthase activity.